AUGCUCCCCGAUCCCGCGAUGCACUUGGGCGGCGAACAGCAGCCGCCGGCGGCCCUGCGCACACACACCAACGGAAUUGAGGCCGCGCGAUCGCGAACGGCCAGCAGCCCGGUGCGAACGUGGACGGAACAGCAGCAGCUCCUCAACGGCGGCGGCAGCUUGAAGAAGGGCGUCGCCGACCGGGGGCGGAGCGACACGCCUCGUCCGGAUCCUGUGCCGCCGCCAUACUUCCAGCCGCAGCAGCAACAGCAGCCCACACCGCCGCUUCACGACGAACAGCAGGAGCAGGAGCAGCAGCAGCAGCAGCAUCACCCCCGACCUCUACGGCCGCAGACAAAGUCUCGACGAGGGAGCUCCAACGCCAAGCCCGGCUCUACAGACAACGUCCCGCGCCUGCCCGCCUCGGAGAUCCAGGAGCUCAUGUCGUCGCCGCAGUCGCUGCCGAUCGGCCCGGCGCCGCCCAGUGCCCGCCCGUCGUUUGACCACGGCAAGUUCUCACAGCAAAAGGAGGCCAUUCGCCAGUCCCUGCUCGCCCAGCCGGAGCUGCGCACCUCGCGCGACGGCGGCCACCACCAGUACCAGCAGCAACAGCAUAGUCACAGCCACCACAUGUCUAACGGACUGGGCAUCUACGAAGGACGCGGCGCCGACGCGCGCAACGCACGCACCGAGAUGGCCCCGCGAUCCGGGUCUCCGCGCACCGUGUCGACCCCCCCCACGGGACGCGCCAAGAUCUUUGACCUCCCUCCGUACUCGGCCGUCAUGCCCCGAUCCGCGAUGCCGGCACAGCGCCCACCACCGUUGAACCUGCACAUGGAUGACGCUGGCGGCAUGGAGAAGCUUCCAAACGGCAUGCUGCCCUCGCCGGCCAUUAAGACCGGACCGGCGGCAGUGACAUCCUCCAUCAUGUCGGAGCCCAAGGGCGCAAGCAGCAGCCGCGCGCCGUCGCCUAUGCCGCCCAUGAUACCGCUGCCGCCCAUGUCACUGCCGACGCAUCUGCAGCUCGAGCUUGCGGCGCAGCGGCCGAGCCCGCUCUACAUCCACCACUCCCACACGAGCGACAUGCCAUACGAAUCGAGCGCCGUCAAAUUUGAGCGACUGCGCAGCGUCAUUCUCCUGCCGGCCUAUCUCGAACGAACACUAUACUUUGGCGCGCUGGCGUGUCUCGACGCCUGGCUUCACACAUUUACCAUACUCCCGAUCAGGUUCUUCAUGGCCAUCGGCGUGCUGGUCCGCUGGUGGGUGUACAUUGUCUGCAAGGAAACAAAGUGGCUGCUGGGCUUCGUCUGGGAUGGCAUCGGUCGUCUGUGGCGGCGAGGACGAGCGACCAGAGGUCGCACAGUCAGUGAAGCCACGAGCGCUGGCGACCGGUCGCGGAGUAUAAGUCGAGCCAGCGAAGCUGCGGAUGCACAAGGCGACGGGCAUGCACAGCGACGCACCUCUACGCAGCACCGCGAGCAGCAAGGCCCCGGCCCCAAAUCAGGCAGCUUUCGCCAUCGCCGCACAAAGUCGAUGCCCUCCAACCUCUCGACCUACCACAAGGCCGACCUGCUCCAGGGUGCCGUCAUCCUCUGCAGCUCCUUUGCGCUUAUGAAGCUCGACGCCAGCCGCAUGUACCACUUUAUCCGCGCGCAGUCGGCCAUUAAGCUCUACGUCAUCUUCAACAUCCUCGAGGUCGGCGACCGCCUGCUCUCCGCCAUCGGGCAGGACAUUCUCGAGUGCCUCUUCAGCUCCGAGACGCUGUCGCGGAACGCGUCGGGCCGAUCCAAGAUUCUGCUCCCGCUCGGCAUGUUCCUCCUCGCGCUGGCGUACAACUGCCUGCACUCGAUCGCGCUCUACUACCAGGUCAUCACGCUCAACGUCGCCGUCAACUCGUACUCGAACGCGCUGCUGACGCUGCUGCUGUCGAACCAGUUUGUGGAGAUCAAGAGCACCGUCUUCAAGCGCUUCGAAAAGGACAACCUGUUUCAGCUGACGUGCGCCGACAUUGUAGAGCGCUUUCACCUCUGGAUCAUGCUGCUGAUUAUUGCCAUGAGGAAUAUCGUCGAGGUUGGCGGCUUUUCGGUCCCCGGCGCAGGGUUUGGCGAGACGGACAUUGAUGGCAACGGCAGCGGUGUGCCGUUGCACCACCCCUCCAUUCUACCGCAUAGCUUCACGGCAUUGCCAUCCUGGCUGUGGUCCGGCGAGGUCCUCUCGCCGUUUCUGAUUGUCGUUGGCAGCGAGAUGCUGGUAGACACCAUCAAGCAUGCCUACGUCGGCAAAUUCAACAACAUCAAGCCACACUUUUACUCACGCACAUUAGACAUCCUAUGCAAGGACUACUACACUCAUGCCUUUACCAGCCCCUCCCUCACCCGCCGUCUCGGCCUCGCCGUCAUCCCGCUGUCGUGCCUCUUCAUCCGCGCCUCCAUCCAGACCUACCACAUGUUCCUCGCCACCUACCUCCCCAUGCCGCUGCCACAGCAGUCGACGCAGACGUCGCUCGCCGAGGAGUCGGCGCGGCCCUCGUCGCCCGCCAUGAUGGCCGCGCUGAACCGCUUCGACGCGCUGAUCCGCGACUCGCUCGGCCGCGCCACCUACGGCGCGCCGCUCCACGCCCGGCCCUGGUUCGCCUGGACGUCGGACGACCUCAUCGCCGCCCUCACCAUGGUCGUCGUCUUCUUCAUCGCCUUUCUCGUCCUCCUCAUCCUCAAGCUGCUCCUCGGCAUGGCCCUCCUCAAGUACGCCCGCGGCCGCUACGCCGCCAUGAAGCACAAGGAGCAGCUCGUCGCCCGCGGCGUCGUCGAGCGCGAGUCGUACGACGCCAAGGGCCGCCGCGUCGGCGGCCGCGGCGAGAUUGAGCUCUCGGACGACAGGCAGCGCUGGAUCCACGCCGACAAGACCGAGGGCCUCAAGGGCGGCAAGGGUCCCGGCGGCAGGAGGCCGGGGGAGGAGAAGAAGCAGCCGGCGCCCGAACCGGAUUAUAAUGGCGUCUUUCGCUACGACAUGGUCAACAAGCGCAUCUGGUAA
Akanthomyces muscarius is the source of this 3009-nucleotide messenger RNA. RefSeq lists its product as uncharacterized. Gene Ontology annotation, biological process: maintenance of protein localization in endoplasmic reticulum. NCBI's taxonomy places the organism in Eukaryota, Fungi, Ascomycota, Sordariomycetes, Hypocreales, Cordycipitaceae. The transcript is spliced from 2 exons. The coding region runs from base 1 to 3009 and encodes 1002 amino acids. The record is from RefSeq and is a predicted model, not a curated record. Gene Ontology annotation, cellular component: endoplasmic reticulum membrane.